AUGACUCACAAAGUGGCAUUGCUUGAUGCUGGAGCCCAAUAUGGAAAGGUUAUCGAUCGAAGAAUUCGUGAUUUAAAUGUAGAAACUGAAAUGGUGCCACUAGAUAUAACGGCUACAAGUCUUGUUGAGAAAGGCUAUAGGGCUAUUAUCAUUUCCGGUGGACCAAAUAGUGUCUAUUCAUCGGAUGCCUUGAUAUACGACCCAAAUAUUUUUAGCAUUGGGAUACCGAUAUUAGGAAUUUGUUAUGGAAUGCAGCUAGUAAAUCUCCAUUUUGGAGGUACUGUAACAAAAGGAGAUGUAAGGGAAGAUGGACAAUUUACCAUCGAUGUUGAUCCUGAUUGCCUAUUAUUUAGUGGAUUAUCCAAGCAACAGAAUGUUCUUCUUACUCACGGUGACUCUGUUGAUCAAGUCGCCAAUACAUUUAAAGUUAUUGCGACGUCAGGAGAUAUCGUUACCGCAAUUGGAAACGAUGAAAAGCACUUAUAUGGCGUACAGUUUCACCCAGAAGUUGAUCUUACCGAGAAAGGAUCGGAAAUAUUUCGUAAUUUUUUAUUUAAAAUCGCAAAAUGUCCUGGAAACUUUACGAUGAUUAAUCGUCAACAGCAGUGUAUAGAUAAUAUAAAACAGAAAGUUAGAGAUAAGAAAGCAUUAGUACUUGUUAGUGGUGGAGUAGAUUCUGCUGUUUGUGCAGCUCUCUUGCAUAAGGCUUUAGGAUCCGACAGAGUAAUUGCUCUUCAUAUUGACAAUGGUUUCAUGCGCAAAAAUGAAAGCGAUGAUGUUAAAAUUUCACUUAGAAAGAUAGGCUUAGAUAUAGAAAUUCUCCAUAGUGCCUAUCAUUUUUAUACAAGUCACACUAGUUACCCGAUAAUGCUGGAGGGCAUACCGACACGGCAUAUUACCGAUCCACUAGUAAAUGUUUACUCACCGGAAGAGAAAAGGCAUAUUAUUGGUGAUACAUUUGUGAGGGUCGCUAAUGAAUAUCUUAAGAAUUUAGGUAUUGAACCACAAGAUAUAGUAUUAGCGCAAGGUACUCUACGACCAGAUUUAAUUGAAAGUGCGUCUAAAGAAGCCAGUUCUGAAGCUCAUGUUAUUAAAACCCAUCACAACGAUACAGAUCUAGUUAGACAAUUAAGAUUACAGAAUGGUAUCAUAGAACCUCUUCAAGAUUUUCACAAAGAUGAAGUUCGGGCCCUUGGGAUCGAAUUAGGUCUGCCUCCUCAUUUAAUUAAUCGACAUCCAUUCCCUGGACCAGGCCUUGCUAUACGCGUUAUUUGUGCAGAUGAGCGUUACGUUACAAACGAAUUUGGUGAAACGUGUUCACUAUUACAAUAUAUUGUGGAUUUUGCUAGAGCUCAACAGCGUCCACAUGCCCAUCUUACUCGUAUUAGUGGAAGUUUAAGCCUGUCAGAACAAGAAUUUUUAUUGACAUUCAGUGCUAAACAUACAAUAUCGGCAACCUUGCUACCUAUCAAAACUGUUGGAGUGCAGGGCGAUAGAAGAAGUUACAGCUAUGUUGCUGGACUAUCAUCUGAUGAACCUCCAGUAUGGGAAGGAUUGUUUAAACUCGCUAAAUUAAUACCCCGAAUUUGUCAUGAUGUAAACAGGGUGGUUUAUGUUAAUGGACCAGCUAUAGUACAUCCGGUGCAUGAUAUAACCCCUACUACUUUAUCAAAUAUAGCAUUGAGCACUUUACGUGAGGCCGAUGAGAUUGUUAAUUCAGCUUUACGUGACUACGGUUAUAAGAUCAGUCAAGCACCUGUUGUAUUAAUUCCGAUCCAUUUCGAUCGUGGCGCUGCUAUGAAGCUACCGUCGACGAGGAGAUCAAUUGUAUUUAGACCAUUUGUUACCAAUGAUUUUAUGACUGGUGUAGCAGCUAUACCAGGGAAGCAUAUUCCGGAAGAGGUUGUGUUUACGAUUUUCAAAAAUGUUGAAAAAAUUCCUGGUAUAUCCCGUGUCUUGUACGACAUGACUUCGAAACCACCUGGUACAACAGAGUGGGAGUAA
This is a messenger RNA of Trichoplax adhaerens, 2004 nucleotides long. RefSeq lists its product as uncharacterized. NCBI's taxonomy places the organism in Eukaryota, Metazoa, Placozoa, Uniplacotomia, Trichoplacea, Trichoplacidae. The coding region runs from base 1 to 2004 and encodes 667 amino acids. Gene Ontology annotation, biological process: GMP biosynthetic process. Gene Ontology annotation, cellular component: cytosol. The record is from RefSeq and is a predicted model, not a curated record. Gene Ontology annotation, molecular function: GMP synthase (glutamine-hydrolyzing) activity; ATP binding; GMP synthase activity. The transcript is spliced from 17 exons.